Molecule: messenger RNA, 4363 nt
Organism: Haliotis rubra (blacklip abalone)
Lineage: Eukaryota; Metazoa; Mollusca; Gastropoda; Lepetellida; Haliotidae
Product: soluble guanylate cyclase 88E-like
Exons: 13
Coding region: 767-3037 (756 amino acids)
Biological process (GO): nitric oxide-cGMP-mediated signaling; response to oxygen levels; cGMP biosynthetic process
Cellular component (GO): guanylate cyclase complex, soluble
Molecular function (GO): oxygen sensor activity; guanylate cyclase activity; heme binding
Source: RefSeq, a predicted model, not a curated record
GGGUUAGGCAGCUGUGCCCUGGUCUUUGCGUGACUGAGGUGGACGCUAGGGAGAGGAAUCUGACAACGAUCAAUGAGGAGGAGUAUUGUCAAUGCUACAAACCCAUCAGUUUCCUCCCGAGGAUUGGUACGGCCCCAUGACGUCAGAAGGAGGGCAAAGCUAGAACAAGCGGCAUUUAAAUCAGUAGUAUGUGUGUAGAUAUACCGCUGCGCGGUUGGUCGUGGCGAGCGGUUCCUGCGCGCUAGAGUAGCAGACGAUCCUGUGAGUCGACGCCAGCAUUCUGUGGCAGCAGACUGGCAGUCUGUAUCUAUCACCUACUGAAGCUAUCAACACCAGAUAACACGAGUACUUCAGCCAUAGGACAAGUGUGCUGUGACCUUACCGUAUGGUCACUGAAGAGAUGGCUGGUGUUUUACAUGUUUGCUGUUAUUGACUACAUGAUAUUUAUUCAGAUCGCAUGUUGAUGGACGAGACUGUUCUCCAAACGGCGUGUUGUCGAUACUCAAGCUCAGUCACAGGAGUCUCCAGUACGUGGACAGCUGCUGUAAUGGAUGUGUGAGGGCCCUUCUGAGAGUGCAAAUCAAUGCCAGCGACAGUAUCACGUCGAGCCAAACUUGUAUCAAUCAAGCAAAGUUAUGUGCCCCAAUUGAACGCUGACUUCAACGCUAAAACAAGAAGCAGCUGCUGAACCAAUGGCUGACGUUGUUCAUGUCUAAAGUCCCCGUGGAUCAAAUUCUCAAUAGUGGUGAGACACCUCAACUCCAUCAUGUACGGGUUGUUGCUGGAGUCUAUCGCGGAGUUCCUGCGCCAGGAGUAUGGCGAGGGUGUGUGGACUGAAAUCAGACGCAAAGGCGACUUUACCCAGUCUAGUUUUGCCACACAUGACAUCUAUAGUGAAAAUCUCAUUCAAACUAUUGCCCGUAUCGCUUCAGAAAUCACUGGUGAAUCGGUGGAUUCUCUCAUGGAUUCGUUUGGUGUUGCGUUUGUGUCCUUCGUGGGCCAAUACGGCUACGACAGGAUCCUUAAAGUACUAGGACGUCAUAUGAGAGAUUUUCUAAACGGUUUAGACAAUCUGCAUGAAUAUUUGAGAUUCAGUUACUCCAAACUCAAGCCGCCGUCCUUCUUCUGUGAGAACGAGAACAAGUCCGGACUGACCCUACACUACCGCAGCAGGAGGAAGGGCUUCCUACACUAUGUCAAAGGGCAGAUCAGGCAGGUGGGGAAGGUGUUCUACAACACAAAGGUGGAAAUAUAUGUUAUAUCAGAGGAAAUUGUCAGUGACAGGGUUCAUGUGAUUUUUAGACUCAUCUUUGACAACACUGCAUACCGAGAGUCGCUCAAAGUUACAGAUGACAACAUCGUCGACAACAUCCCACUACGAUCUGAAGUUCUGUUUGAACUUUUCCCCUUCCACAUUGUGUUCGGGCGUAACAUGGGCAUUCGAAGUACUGGAUCUGGUCUAGGAGCGGUCAUGAGGGUCGUGGUUGGGAAGAGUCUGACUGCGGUAUUCGGUCUCCGGCGCCCCCUUGUAGACUUCACGUGGCAAAGUAUUAUGGCGCACACAAACAACGUAUUUGAGCUGAUUUCCCUGAAAUCCGUCAGAAGACGAAUACAAGGCAGCAACUCCGACAGCACGGACGACAGCUCCAUCCUCACCGAAGACGAGAAGACAGAUUUAGAUUUGAAGUCUCUGGGCGAGGAAUCCAACUGUCUCCAUCUUAAGGGGCAGAUGAUGUACAUGUGUGAGUGGGACUGCAUCAUGUUCCUGGGCACACCCAUCAUGGACAGUCUUGACGAUAUGUUCAACGUUGGUCUGUACAUCAAUGACCUCAGUAUGCACGACUCAAGCAGGGACCUCGUACUGGCAGGGACACAGCAGUCCGCAGAGCUCAAGUUAGCUCUGGAUCAGGAACAAGAGAAGAGCCGGCUUUUGGAAGAGAGUAUGCUGAAGUUAGAUGCCGAGAUGAAGAGAACAGAUGCAUUGCUUUACCAAAUGAUACCGAAACCUGUCGCUGAUAGACUUAGGAGGGGUGAACCGUCAGUCAACACGUGUGAGGUUUUCGACAAUGUAACAAUCCUGUUCAGCGACGUGGUGGGCUUCACGACAAUCUGCAGCCAGAUUACACCUAUGGAGGUUGUCUCCAUGCUCAACGCCAUGUAUACAAAAUUUGAUAAACUGAGUGAAGAACACAGGGUUUACAAGGUUGAGACGAUCGGCGACGCCUACAUGGUAGUGUCAGGUGCGCCUACCGUCACCAAGUUCCACGGACUGCAGAUCUGCGACAUGGCACUGGGGAUGCUGGACUCCAUGUGGGACCUGAAGGACCCGUCUACGGGAGGGAACAUGAAGAUCAGGGUCGGUAUCCAUACGGGGACGACUGUGGCCGGAGUAGUGGGAAUAAAGAUGCCGAGAUACUGUCUGUUUGGUGACACUGUCAACACUGCAUCCAGGAUGGAAACAAGUGGAGAGGCGAUGAAAAUUCACAUCAGCGAGACAACGAAGAAGGAGCUUGAGCCGUAUCCGUACCAGGUAGAAGAAAGAGGAAGUAUCGAGGUCAAGGGUAAAGGUUCCAUCCGGUCCUUCUGGCUACUGAGCAAGGACACGUCGAGUGAUUCUGGUGGUCCCAGGUGCCCAUUUACAAGCUACCUCGAGGACGAAAUAAAGAAGAUCAACAAAGACUGCUCAGGAGAUCUGUCACAAAGUGCCGACGGCUCGAGGUCCGUCUACUCGCCAGUUUCCUUUGAAGAUAUUCCCAAGAGCACCUUUAACUCACCAGUACAUGCAGAGACAUGUCGCCCAGCCAAGAUCAAUAACACUCUCAAUAACAAUGAAGCCAAUAAAAAUGUCGUAUAUGUGGAAUCGCGGGAUGAAAGCCCAAAAAAGAUUCAAGAUUCUCGAGACACAUACUCUAAACCGAAAGAUGUUGGGAUGAUAAAAAAUCCCCUUCACCAGCCCAACCGCCCUCCAAGUGCCAACAGCCGGGGCAAGAAGGAGGAUUCUGAGAAGCCCAAAAGUCAGACUUGUUGUAUUGUCUAACGUUGAUAGUAACACGAUCAUCCCCAUUACACUGAGCCGGGCGGAUCGGGUCGUUUCCUCUCAUAAAGGAUUAGUAUAUAGUAAGACACUGUCCGUGGCUUAGGAACACGUUGUCUCCUCAGAGACCUAAAUAAAAUGAUAUUUGACAUUGUAUAUAUUGACUUUCAGUGGAACUUUCAUCACUAGAUCUACCGACAAAUCAUCCAUGUUUUAUAUUUAUUGUGUAAAUAUCGCAUGUACUUCGUGCCCCCUAUCUCAGUUGGAAAUAUCUAUUUGGAAAGUCAUAGCUGUUCAUAAUGUGAAUAGAAAUCAUCUGAGCAUACUUAUCUAUGCUACUGUCCAUGUUCUAGUGGUGGACAACGCCUGUGAUGUGUCUACUGAGACAUAUAUACUAUCGUGUCAGGGAACCCAAAAUAUCAAAACAUUUAGGGAUGAUGUCACUUGGAAGACGAACACUUAAAAGCCUGCAGCACUGGUAGUGUAGAAUCGAGGGAUGAACAUAGCUCACAGGUCUUAUCCUAUCAUGUACAACAUCAUUUAAUCUUACUGAGCGACAAAUAAUAUCUAAAACGGCCAAAUGGCGACUAAUGUAAACUAACAAGCCAGGUGUUGAGCCUCUGAAUGAGCACAACAGUUACCUAGAUGGUCGCUCACAUCAGUGAAAGUGAGCAUGUACACUGUUACAGCAGGUGUAAUCUGAUAUUGAUCAUGUAAACACGGGGAAAGUCAUGCGGUUCACGUAGACUGGAUGCUGAAGCUGGUACUGAUCACGUCGACUGACAAUACAGACUGGUGAUGUCAGCUGCAAGCUGAAAUCUGGAAGCUAGUACUGACCACGUAAACUGAAGGGAAUAGCUGGUACUACCAACUGAAACAAUGGGGACAUUUUAUGCAAAGCGAAAAGGUGGAGAUUGGUUAUGUAAACAAGAUGAGGUGAACAUGUAAUAAUGGACCAAAACAACCAGACAGUGGUAAUUAUGUUCAUGAAAGGCAUCUGUUGAACGACUUCAGACAAACACAUAUCAGUUUAGACUGUCAGUUUAGUGGAUGUUUUUGUAUCCAAACAGUUGGGACAGUAUUCAGUAAUGAAUCGCGUUGCCCAACUGUGCAGUAGAUGUGAAUAUAUGUAUGCCGUGUACUGUGGAGGUUACUGACAGACAGGCUCUAUGGUCGAUAAUAGGUCCUGGAGUCGAACCCCUGUUGGAAUGACAUGUAUAAUUGUUAUAUAGACACUGACCAUUCUCUGAUUACAACUGUGUUGUAGUCCCGAUUCAACCGUUACCGGAAUUAAGACAUGUCGGCAGAAAAAGGUUUUGUUAAGAAAAA